CAGCCAGCUGGGCAGAGAGAGGGCUUCCCCUGCCGGAGCAGCUGAACAACAUCAGAGGCAGCCUGUCUGCUGGAGAGGCCCAGGUGGGUGGCAGAGCAAAGGAGGAAUGGACUGUAGGCCACCUGCCACCCUCCAGUCCCACCUGGCCGGGCCGCCUGGCACUGUGCACCGCCCAGUAGCCGUGUGUCAGCAGGAGAGUCUGUCCUUUGUGGAGCUGCCCACCCUGCAGCCCCCCAGCCCUGUGUGUCUGGAUCUCUUUCCUGUCGCCUCAGAGGAGCUGAGGGCUCCCGGAAGCCGCUGGUCCCUGGGGACCCCUGCUCCUCUCCAAGGACUGCUAUGGCCACUAUCCCCAGCAGACCCAGACACCGAGGUCUCCACUGGUGGGGGAAUGCGGCCCAGCAGGGCCGGCAGCUGGCCCCACUGUCCUAGUGCCCAGCCUGCAGCUCUGGAAGGACCCUGGAGUCCUCAGCACCCACAGCCACAGCGCCGGGCCAGCCAUGGCUCAGAGAAGAAGUCAGCCUGGCGCAAGAUGCGGGUGUACCAGUGUGAGGAGGCCCCUAGCAGCCCGGAGGCCCAUGCAGUCUUCCUGGAGCCUGGCCAGGCAGCAGAGCCGGCCCUGAGCACCGAGGAGCCUAGGACCCUGGAGCUGUCUGGGCCCACCCGCGUGGGCAUCGAGGGGCCUGAGCGGAGGCGCUUCUCAGCCUCGGAGCUGAUGACCCGCCUGCACUCUUCCCUGCGCCUGGGACGAAAUUCCGCAGCCAGGGCACUGACCCAGGGGUCGGGCACCACAGCAGCCCGAGAAGGGAAAGCGUCUGCAAGGGAGUCGCGCAGUGCAGAGCCGAGGGUGGACGGCGUGGCGACGCCAGCCCCUGCUGACCCGAGCGCGGGCCAUGGAGGCUGGCCCGAGCCCAGGCUGGACGCGCAGGAGGAGCCGGCUCUGGGUUCCAGGAGCGGCAGCGAGCGGCGCCAGUCUCGGUUUCUCCUUAACUCCGUCCUCUACCAGGAGUACAGCGACGUGGCCAGCGCCCGCGAGCUGCGGCGGCAGCAGCGCGAGGAGGAGGGCCCGGGGGACGAGGCGGAGGGCGCGGAGGAGGGCCCGGGGCCCCCGCGCACCAACCUCUCCCCGAGCAGCUCCUUUCGGGCGCAGCGCUCGGCGCGGGGCUCCACCUUCUCGCUGUGGCAGGACAUCCCCGACGUGCGCGGCAGCGGCGUCCUGGCCACGCUGAGCUUGCGCGACUGCAAGCUGCAGGAGGCCAAGUUCGAGCUCAUCACGUCGGAGGCGUCGUACAUCCACAGCCUGUCGGUGGCCGUGGGGCACUUCUUAGGCUCCGCGGAGCUGAGCGAGUGUCUGGGGGCGCAGGACAAGCAGUGGCUGUUCUCCAAACUGCCCGAGGUCAAGUGCACCAGCGAGAGGUUCCUGCAGGACCUGGAGCAGCGGCUGGAGGCAGAUGUCCUGCGCUUCAGCGUGUGCGACGUUGUGCUGGACCACUGCCCGGCCUUCCGCCGAGUCUACCUGCCCUACGUCACCAACCAGGCCUACCAGGAGCGCACCUACCAGCGCCUGCUUCUGGAGAACCCCAAGUUUCCCAGCAUCCUGGCUCGCCUGGAGGAGUCUCCUGUGUGUCAGCGUUUGCCCCUCACCUCUUUCCUCAUCCUGCCCUUCCAGAGGAUCACCCGCCUCAAGAUGCUGGUGGAGAAUAUCCUGAAGCGGACAGCACAAGGCUCUGAGGAUGAAGAUAUGGCCACCAAAGCCUUCAAUGCCCUCAAGGAGCUGGUGCAGGAGUGCAAUGCCAGUGUGCAGUCCAUGAAGAGGACAGAGGAGCUCAUCCACCUGAGCAAGAAGAUCCACUUUGAGGGCAAGAUCUUCCCGCUGAUUUCCCAGGCCCGCUGGCUGGUUCGGCAUGGGGAGCUGGUGGAACUGGCACCCCUGCCCGCAGCUCCCCCUGCCAAGCUGAAGCUGUCCAGCAAGGCAGUCUACCUGCACCUCUUCAAUGACUGCUUGCUGCUCUCACGGCGGAAGGAGCUGGGGAAGUUUGCCGUCUUUGUCUACGCCAAGAUGGCCGAGCUGCAGGUGAAAGACCUGAGUCUGAGGCUGCAGGGCAUCCCUGGCCACGUGUUCCUACUUCAGCUCCUCCACGGGCAACACGCAAAGCACCAGUUCCUGCUGAGGGCCCGGACGGAAAGUGAGAAGCAGCGAUGGAUCUCAGCCAUGUGCCCCUCCAGCCCCCAGGAGGACAAGGAGGCCAUCAGCGAGGGGGAAGAUCGCCCCCAGGUUCAGUGUGUCAGGACAUACAAGGCCCUGCAGCCAGAUGAGCUGACUUUGGAGAAGACGGACAUCCUGGCAGUGAGGACCCGGACCAGUGACGGCUGGCUGGAGGGGGUCCGCCUGGCAGAUGGUGAGAAGGGGUGGGUGCCCCAGGCCUACGUGGAAGAGAUCAGCAGCCUCAGUGCCCGCCUCCGGAACCUCCGGGAGAACAAGCGGAUCACGAGUGCCACCAGCAAACUGGGAGAGCCCCCGACUUGAUGGGCAGCCGGGGUCUGGGACCCCAGCUCCAUGCCCGACUCCUGGACAGGUCUGGAGGAGGCCUGCAGUGUGUCUGGGCCGCAGCUGCUGCAGCCAAGACUUCUGUUCUGUGGCCCUGGCAUCAAGAGUUAAGGCUGGACGUGGCAGGGGGGUGCCUUGAAACGGUCUCCCCUGUCCUCACAUCUCAUGUCCACUCUUCUGGACUGAAGGUAGUGUCUUCUCUGGCAUGGGGAUCACAACAGGUGGCCUCAGUUUCUGGCAAGGACAGGUGUUCUCUCCCUUUCAUGCUGGACCCUGUUGGAUUCUCAGUCCUUCGAGCAGGGCCUGGCUGGGAAGGCACUGGUGUCGAUGGGUGUUGGGACCUACCUUUACCCGGGGUCUUCUGGCCAAAGAGUACAUGGGCCCUGGUUGCUGUGACUUGUCUGUAAAUAAACUCCUGUAAUGCCUUUGCUUGGAGGAAGUGGCCCUCUGGAGCUGCUCCAUGCCAACCCCCACCCAUUUCCCCUGCUGGAGAUCAGGAGGGUCUCUGGGGAUUUGCCCUCUGUGGCGCUUACUUCUCAAACAGAGGAAGGUGAGAGAGGGACUCUGUAUCGGUUAGAUUGAUUUUGGCUGCAAUUUACAAAAUAUCAGAUUCGAAUAGGCUUUAAUAUUAAAGAGAAUUUAUCA
Molecule: messenger RNA, 3190 nt
Organism: Talpa occidentalis (Iberian mole)
Lineage: Eukaryota; Metazoa; Chordata; Mammalia; Eulipotyphla; Talpidae
Gene: ARHGEF19
Product: Rho guanine nucleotide exchange factor 19
Exons: 16
Coding region: 107-2524 (805 amino acids)
Biological process (GO): activation of GTPase activity; regulation of actin cytoskeleton organization
Molecular function (GO): protein binding; guanyl-nucleotide exchange factor activity
Source: RefSeq, a predicted model, not a curated record